AUGCUCUCUCGUCCCAUUAUCGGCAUUAUCAACACGGCGUCUGGCUUCAAUCCUUGCCAUGGGAACGCCAAUCAAUUGCUGGAGGCUGCCAAACGAGGCAUCCACUUGAAGGGCGGUAUAGCAAUCGAUUUCCCGACCAUCAGCUUGCACGAGGGAUUCUCACACCCGACGAGCAUGUUUCUGCGAAAUCUGAUGAGUAUGGAUACGGAGGAGAUGAUUCGCGCACAGCCUGUGGAUGCUUGUAUUAUGAUCGGAGGUUGUGACAAGACUGUUCCUGCGCAAAUUAUGGGAGGAAUCUCUGCAAAUAGACCCGUGCUUCCUCUUCUCACCGGCCCCAUGAUGCCAGGCAGUCAUCGAGGAAAACGAAUCGGGGCCUGUACCGACUGUAGGAACAAUUGGGCAUCCUACCGAGCAGGAACCAUUGACAUGGAGGAGAUAGCGGCCAUCAAUGAAGAACUCGCUCCUACGAUCGGAACCUGCGGAGUGAUGGGCACCGCUAGUACAAUGGCUUGUAUCACGGCUGCUCUUGGACUUAUUCCUGUGCAGGGUGCGUUUGCACCUGCUGUGUCUGCCGCCAGGAUUCGCAUCGCUGAGCAGACUGGUGCAAAUGCUGUUGCUGCUGCUCAGAACCGGAGAACACCACAGACUAUCUUGUCUGCUGAAUCGUUCUACAAUGCGGCGAUCGUUCUCCAGGCCAUCGGCGGCUCUACGAAUGCUAUGGUACAUCUGAUUGCCAUUGUUAACCGUCAUCCGGGCGUCAAGGGCUUGAUCAAUCUUAACACGUUGGACGACGUCGGCCGUCGGACUCCGCUUCUCGUCGACUUGAAACCUAGCGGCGACAACUACAUGAACGACUUCCACAAUGCAGGCGGCAUGCUGUGUCUUUUACAUCGUCUACGGCCACUUCUUCAUCUCUCUGCGAAAACCAUCACCGGAGAGACACUCGGCGAGUUCCUGGACCGAAAUGCUUUCCGUGACUUCGAGUACUCAUUGAGCAUCAUCCGAACCUUGUCCGAUCCCUUGCAUGUGUCCUCGUCCCUCAUCGUUGUCGAAGGAAAUAUUGCCCCUAACGGCGCCGUGAUGAAGGCCUCUGCCUCGAAAGACAAGCGACUCCUUCGUCACACGGGGCCCGCGGUGGUCUUUGAGAACUCAAGUGACUUGGCUUCGCGUCUUGAUGAUUCUGACCUCGAUGUCACGGCAGAUUCGGUCCUCGUUCUCAAGGGCAUCGGGCCCAUCGGCCAUCCGGGAAUGCCGGAGGCGGGCAUGAUACCUAUCCCGCGCAAACUGGCUGCUCGGAGAGUCGCGGAUAUGCUACGCAUCUCGGAUGGGCGUAUGUCUGGUACGGCGGGAGAGACAAUUGUUCUGCACAUUUCGCCUGAGUCUGCGAUUCCGGGGUCGCCAUUUGGAAUCAUUUGA
Messenger RNA from Aspergillus chevalieri, 1416 nucleotides. RefSeq lists its product as uncharacterized. Bases 1 to 1416 code for a protein of 471 amino acids. Gene Ontology annotation, molecular function: hydro-lyase activity. The transcript is spliced from 3 exons. NCBI's taxonomy places the organism in Eukaryota, Fungi, Ascomycota, Eurotiomycetes, Eurotiales, Aspergillaceae. The record is from RefSeq and is a predicted model, not a curated record.